AUGGCUUGGACGAAUGAUUUAAAUCAAUUGGAGCCAACUUUUAUGUAUACCCAGCUAUUCAAGGAAACUCUUCUUGAUAUGAAACACGAUGAACAGGCGAUUAAACAGUUUACAAUUUAUUGUCGACAUCAUAACUGCGGAUCGACAGAUAAUAUUGAUGAAUUUGAAAAAAAAUACCAACCUCAAUCAGCUAUUUGGUGGUAUACUUGCCCAUCAUUUAUCUAUUCUAUGCUGAAUUAUGCUCUACGUUCGAUGGAAGGUGAUACCAUUAUUAAAAUGGGAUUUUUCAUUCAUGAUCUUCACCAACAAAUCCAACAACUAUACCAACAACAGGUUAUUAGCUAUGAUCGUAAACCAUUUCUGGUUUAUAGGGGGCAAGGUCUAUCCAGAACAAACUUUGAAAAACUCAAAACAACGAAAGCUACUUUGAUGUCUUUCAACAACUUCUUAUCCACUAGUACAGAACAAGACACACUCCUUGGAUUUGCUUUAAGUGCAUUGGAAAAUACUGACAUGGUGGGCAUUCUAUUUAUAAUGUCUAUUGAUCCCAAUAUAGAAACAGCGUCAUUCGCCUCUAUCAAGGAAGUAAGCUAUUUUAGAGAAGAAGAUGAAAUUCUCUUUUCAAUGCACACCGUCUUUCGAGUCGGUGCAAUUAAACAAAUGGACACUGAGCAUCAACUUUAUCAAGUCGAGCUAGAAUUAACGUCGGAUGAUGAUCAACAGUUACGAUUACUUACUAAUUGGAUACGAGAAGAAGCUGGUGGUACUGGAUGGGAAAGCUUGGGUGACUUAUUGCUUGAAAUUGGUCAGUUUAAUAAAGCUGAAGAACUUUAUAAUGUAUUACUCGAACAGACAUCUGAUGAGGGUGGAAAGCAGUAUUAUUACAAUCAGUUAGGAUCUGUCAAAUUUCGCCAGGGUGAUUAUGAAAAGGCUAUUUGGUAUUACGAACAAAGGCCUGAAAUCUGCCAAAAACCUCUUCCAGCAAAUCAUCCUGAUUUCGCUACUUCAUACAACAACGUCGGUUUGGUGUAUGACAGCAUGGGAGAGUACUCGAAAGCACUUUCAUAUUACGAGAAAUCACUUGAAAUUCGACAAAAAACUCUUCCUUCAAAUCAUCCUGAUUUAGCUACUUUAUACAACAAUAUCGGUAUUAUGUAUUACAAUGUGAAAGACUAUUCAAAAGCAGUGUCAUAUUAUGAACGUGCUCUGGACAUAUUGCAACGUGCAUUGCCUCCAACUCAUCCUAAUAUAAAAAGUGUGAAGGAGAAUAUUGAAAUUGUAAAAAAGAAAUCAUAA
Adineta steineri is the source of this 1296-nucleotide messenger RNA. NCBI's taxonomy places the organism in Eukaryota, Metazoa, Rotifera, Eurotatoria, Adinetida, Adinetidae. The record is from the annotation of a GenBank genome assembly.